This is a messenger RNA of Struthio camelus australis, 1982 nucleotides long. Lineage: Eukaryota; Metazoa; Chordata; Aves; Struthioniformes; Struthionidae. The record is from RefSeq and is a predicted model, not a curated record.
GGAGCAGGGGAUCCCUAACCCCCAAGCUAACUCUACCCUAUGUCUCCUACAGGCCAGCAGCAUUAGCAGGAACUUGCUGAAAAGUGCAUGGGUUACAGAGCUGAAAGCAGGGCUCUGGCUGUCUACAGUCAGCUGAUGAGCAUAUCAGCCAGUCUAAUAGGCUGAGCAGUGUUUCUACAGUCUCUCACAUCUUUGCCUGUAUUGCCCCAGGCUCCAUCUCACCACGGCCACACAGCGCAGAAUGACAGAGCACGAGGACUUCGCCAGCUUGGCUGGAUACUGGAACUCCUCCAACAGUUACCAGUUCAGCCCUGCCAGCGUCAUCGUCCCUGUGGUCUUCUCCCUCAUCUUCCUCUUGGGCACAGUGGGCAAUAGCCUGGUGCUAGCAGUGCUGCUGCGCAAUGGGCAAAUGGGCCACAACACUACCAACCUCUUCAUCCUCAACCUCAGUCUGGCUGACUUCUUCUUCAUUGUCUUCUGCGUGCCCUUCCAGGCCACCAUCUACUCCCUCGAGGGCUGGGUCUUUGGCUCCUUCAUCUGCAAGGCUGUCCACUUCUUCAUCUACCUCACCAUGUAUGCCAGCAGCUUCACACUGGCUGCCGUCUCGGUGGACAGGUACCUGGCUAUCCGCUAUCCGCUGCGCUCCCGGGAGCUGCGGACCCCCUACAAUGCAGUGGCAGCCAUGGCUGUGAUCUGGGGCCUCUCCGUAGUCUUUGCUGGGCCCUACCUAAGCUAUUAUGACCUGAUUGAGUGGGAGUCCAGCUACAUCUGCAUGCCUGGCUGGGAGGAAUGGAGACGCAAGGUCAUGGACACCAGCACAUUUGUCUUCGGCUAUGUCAUCCCAGUAAUGGUCAUCAGCCUCUCCUACACCAGGACCAUCAAGUACCUGUGGACAGCAGUGGACCCUCUGGAGGACAUGUCAGAGUCUAAGAAGGCCAAGCGGAAGGUAACCAAGAUGAUUAUCAUAGUAACCAUCCUUUUCUGCCUGUGCUGGCUGCCCUACCACGUGGUCAUCCUUCGCUACCUCUAUGGAGACUUCCCCUUCAACCAGGCCACCUAUGCCUUCCGCCUGCUUUCCCACUGCAUGGCCUAUGCCAACUCCUGCUUAAACCCCAUUGUCUAUGCCCUGGUCUCCAAGCACUUCCGCAAGGGCUUCAAAAAAGUCUUCAGCUGCCUCCUGAGGAAGAAACCCCGCAACAAGGUCCAUGUGGUGCAUGCUGCCAACAUUGUGCCGUGUUUUGAGGCAGGUUCCACUGAAGUGUCCCAGAUGCACGAAGAGAACAACAGGUGCGAGCUGAACCCAGCCUCCCUGGCACUCCCCUCCAGUUCCUCCAAGCCCCUUCACAUUUCUUAAUAGCCAAGCUCCACGCUACCUGCUAGCUGGGCUGUGUCACCAGCCUCAGGCUACCCUUUCACACAAGAGGAUGCUGGGAAAGACAAGCCAGAAGGCCUGGCAUAUCCUGCUCUUGGCCUUGCUAUUUCUUCUUAUUUCACAGACCAAUCAUUCUCCUAAGCCAUCUCCCCACAGUAUGCUGCAUGCAAGGGCAGGGAUGGACCCAGACUUGCUUCUGCUCCUCAGCCUACCUGGACUUCAAGGACUAAAGCUCCUUGGGACCCCACUGACUUAGCUCCUCUCUUGGCUGCCAUCCCGCCAACUCCUUUGCUCAGUGUCCCCUGUUGGACCCACCACUCUGGACACAUUGGUUUGCUGUCACACAGUGCCUCCCACUGCCUCAACUCACCAGCCUGGCCCCCACAGCAGGAGUGGCAAAGGAGGCAGGCAGCGCAGGCCUGACAGGUGAAGGUGGUGCUGAAAGUGGCUGGCACAACCUGCAGAUGCUUACAGUGACGGCUUUGGCACAGGCUGCACCGCUGUCCCAACAGCAGGUUCCUCCCCUGGGGUGUGGGGUAGUCUGUGGGCUAUCUGCAUGCAUGGGAUGGUGCUGUACAUACCAAAGAGGUAUCUUUCUAACCCAGAGCAA